Suillus subalutaceus is the source of this 426-nucleotide messenger RNA. RefSeq lists its product as uncharacterized. The transcript has a single exon. Bases 91 to 333 code for a protein of 80 amino acids. The record is from RefSeq and is a predicted model, not a curated record. Lineage: Eukaryota; Fungi; Basidiomycota; Agaricomycetes; Boletales; Suillaceae.
AGCGCAUUGUGUGGAUGAUGAUAGCCUAGGCGCCACCCAAACCUCAGUCUACUCAACCUACAACAAGACACUCUGACUCAUUUUACGGCCAUGAGCAGGCUUCGCGGCUGUGCUCUUCAUUAUCCAUUUUUUACUCGUCCGAAGUACACCCCUUCUAACUCACAAGUAAAACUCCCCCAUUUUAUCUCAUAUGCACUUCAUCGUACCAAAUUCCAUUCUUCCGUAACUUCCGCCGCUCUUGUCCUGCUCCAGAACUCGAGGCGCGCUUUAUUUAACGGUAGCUGGACACACGCUCUUGUACAAGACUAUCCAUCAUAUAACCGUAUUCAUUGAUGUGCUACAUGAUAGAAUACAAAUAAUACAACAUCCUAACGAAGUGUAAGUGCCACGUCAUCGACAGGAGUAACGACUCGGAAGGAGAGACGC